This is a messenger RNA of Ipomoea triloba (trilobed morning glory), 1095 nucleotides long. RefSeq lists its product as uncharacterized. The record is from RefSeq and is a predicted model, not a curated record. Gene Ontology annotation, molecular function: catalytic activity. The coding region runs from base 1 to 1095 and encodes 364 amino acids. The transcript has a single exon. Lineage: Eukaryota; Viridiplantae; Streptophyta; Magnoliopsida; Solanales; Convolvulaceae.
AUGAUUAGUAUUAUCUGGAACUGUCAAGGCGCGGGUGGUAAAGGUUUCCACCGCGUUCUUAAAAACCUUAUUCAAACUCACAGACCAGAUAUUCUUGGUCUUGUUGAGCCCAAGGUCUCGGGAUCCCAAGCAAAUGUCGUUUGCUCGAAAUUGGGGUACUCGGACUGGAUUCGGGUAGAGGCAGUGGGUUUCAGCGGUGGGAUCUGGGUCUUUUGGAAUAGCACUUUGCAUGUCACAGUGGUUCACACUCACCCCCAAUUUGUACUAUUGCAGGUACACAGAAUGAAUCAGGCUCCUUGGCACUAUGCUAUUGUUUAUGGAAGCCCCACCCAACACCUUCGUCGAAGGCUAUGGAGUGAAUUAACCAUGGCUAAACGUGGAAUCACAGGGCCUUGCCUAAUUGCAAGAGACUUUAAUUCCGUGGUCAAUCAAGACGAAACGAAUAAUUAUAGUGCUUUUUCUUCUCAACGAAGCUCAGACUUUGUACAUUGGAUUCAGUCGGAAGGUCUUGUUGAUCUGGGCUUUAGCGGACCAAGGUACACGUGGACUAAAGGGCUUUCUGUUGGCCAUGCAAAGGCGGCACGUUUAGAUAGGGCGCUUUGCAACCUAAGUUGGCGGAAUCAAUUCCCUGAGGCUACCGUCACCCAUCUCCCGAGAAUAUCAUCUGAUCAUACACCACUUCUGAUUCGUUUGUCUGAUGCUGCGUUUACUCUGCGUCGACCUGAGUUCAAAUUCCAAGCUGCUUGGUUAACUUCGAGACAGUUUCCGGAGGUGGUUCAUCGAACUUGGAACAACAAUCGUACCCUCUAUGAAAACAUUCCGGUUCUAACGACGGAAUUGUCUAAAUGGAAUAGGGAAGUAUUCAGAGAUAUAAACCGUCGAAAGAAGAUUGUUCUGGCUCGGCUAGGUGGGGUUCAGACUCGGCUCUCCAAUCAGCGCCAUGGCGGCCUCGCUAAAUUGGAGAAGAAACUAACGGAGGAAUACCAAGAGAUCUUAUAUCAGGAAGAAUUGAUGUGGUUCCAACGCUCUAGGGAAGACUGGAUUGUCUCCGGGGAUCGCAACACGGCUUACUACCAUGUUGCUGCUACCAUUUGA